CUUCUCUCCAAAUUCCCCUGAUCGCCAUGGCCUCUCUGUACUCAGUGCUUAUUCGGGAUCUCGCCAACGCGACGACGCAGCAGCAGCUGCAGCCGCCGUUCAACGAGACCACCCAGCAGCUCAACCUCGACCAGUACGGGUACAUCCCCACCAAAGCCGUCACGGUCAUCUUCGUCGCGUUGUACGCGAUCAGUGCCAUCGUGCAUCUGGGCCAGGCGGCCAAGUUCCGCAUGUGGUGGCUGCUGCCCACCGCCGUGCUCUGCGGCAUCGGCGAGAUCAUCGGGUGGAGCGGCCGGCUCUGGUCGUCCAUCUCGCCCCAGCUCGGCACGCCGUUCCUGAUCCAAAUCUCGACGACGAUCAUCGCCCCGACGCCGCUGCUCGCGGCGACGUUUGUGAUUUUUUCGCGCAUCAUUGGGCGGCUCGGCCCGGCGUACUCGCGCGUGUCGCCCAAGACGUACACGGCCAUUUUCAUCCCUUGUGACGUGAUCGCGCUCGUGGUCCAGGGUGCCGGCGGCGGGAUCGCCUCGUCGGCCAACACACCCGCGGGAUCUAAACAGGGCGCGAACAUCAUGCUCGGCGGGAUCGUGUUCCAGCUCGUGGUGAUCAUCUUCUUCAGCGUGUUCGCGCUCGACUACCUCGUGCACUACGUCCGCGACGCGCCCGUGCGCAGCGCGGACUUCCAGGCGCGCGGGGCGCUCACGCCGCGGCUGCGCCUGAUGGUCAGCGCGCUCGGGUUCUCCACGCUCCUGCUCUUCAUCCGGUCGAUCUACCGGACGGUGGAGCUCGCGGGCGGGUGGCACGGGCACGUCCUGCGCACGCAGAUCUACUUCAACGUGCUCGACGGCGCGAUGGUCUUCCUCGCGAUCUACACGCUCAACGCAUUCCACCCCGGCGUCCUCCUCGCCGAGCCGGCACUGGCACCGGAGAUGCGCGCCGCCAGCGCGGAGACGUUCGAGAAGCCCAUGCUGCAGGCGCAGUCUGCGUAGGUCGCCCGUACGAUAUAGACGGCUGUUUUUAUCUUCUCUUCUCUCAAGGACUCGUUCUAAAAAAAUAUUCUUACGUACGUAUACAACUUACUUACAAUCAAGGAGGCUUGACACGUGAUCGCGCUCGUCAUGUGAGGGACUCUGCAGUGAUUCUGAAUCUGAUUCUAAAUCUGCAAUGGCAUCUGCUCCGCCCAUGGCUGUCUCCAUAAGCAUGGCUGACGUCCAUCUGCACCCAAGCAAGCAGCUGUCACCCCGAUGCGCGCCAAGGCCACAGAUCCCCAUCGUUUCUGAAACACGGCGCAUGCAUACAGCCUCGAACUGAAUGCCCGGAUGCCCACUGUCCAUCGUCCUGUCCUGCCAGUGCGACUCUCUCGCGACGGUUACGUGAGUUACAGUGUGCAUGGUUUGCAUGGGACACUUCCUUGGCGCGGCACAGGAAAGUACAACAGUUACAGGAGGCAACAGGCUUUACGGGGGCCCACGCGAUAAUUGAAUUCGGCGUGUGCACACAGGCACAUGCCGCGUAGGAUUCGCGCACUGUAUCUGCAUAUUUUGGCUCUAUAUGUAUACUUACGGAUUCCGCCUGUGAGACGCACUGGCCAGCAUGCUCAUGUACUGUAUGCGCUUCCACGACAGGCAAGGGCCAUCCAGGUGGGUGCAUGUUGCCAACGCACUCUUGGCAGUCGGCCGAUGGCGCGGUUCUUCGAAGCAUUUCGCUGUGCAAGUCGCACUGGAGCUCUUCCAAGGAGAACGCAGGGCUUGCCGUCGUCAGGUGACGGUCUUGUCUUGGCGAAACCAACGGGAUGGGUGUGGUGCUCCGGCAGGCUUCGCGAUAAUUCGUCGCACGCUCGAGAAAGGG
Messenger RNA from Mycena citricolor, 1845 nucleotides. NCBI's taxonomy places the organism in Eukaryota, Fungi, Basidiomycota, Agaricomycetes, Agaricales, Mycenaceae. The record is from the annotation of a GenBank genome assembly.